CCAAAAACAGACUAGAGGACUCUUAUCCCCCGCGGAAAUGUUCAAAACAGAGAAACUAAGAGCUGUGGUCAAUGAACGACUGCAGGCGGCUGCCGAGGAAAUAUUCAACCUCUUUGAAGAAGCUGUAAGAGACUAUGAGAAGGAAGUGUUCUGUUCAAAGCAGGAGGUCGAGCAACAACGGCGAAGCCUGGCCGGGUGGAAAGUCCCUCUGCAGUUCUCCGUCCAGGAAGAUGGUGCUUGCUCUGAGCAGGAUCACCCUGAGAAGAAGACAGACCUGUGUGAGGAUGACCGAGAGCCCCGGAUUAAAGAAGAACAGGAGGUAGAACUGUGGUCGGCUCCAGUGUGUGAAAAGCAGGAGGAGGCUGACACCAAAGACGCCAUGUUUAAUAUAAUUUAUGUGGAGAAAGGUGAGGAUGGUGAGGAAGAUCACUCGCCCAGCUGCUCGGCUCGAACUGUUAAACAAAGCUGUGGCGCAUCAGAGCCGACCAGCGAGUGUCCAUCGAGUGAAAUAAGUGAUAAUGAACAGCAAGACAGUGUAAAACGUCACUCGGGUGUAAACAGUAGGAGAGUAGAGAAAUCUGGCGAAACAGUAGAAAAACCUUACACCUGCAGCGUUUGCAGCAAGAAUUUCAGGAAUAAAUCCAUUCUGACUCGUCACAUGAAAACGCACAGGGGAGAGAAACCCCACAGUUGCAGCGUGUGUGGCAAACGCUUCAUCCAGCGCUCAUAUUUACAGACUCACAUGAACUCACACUCUGGACAGAAGCCGCACACGUGUAGCGUCUGCGGCAAGGGAUUCACUCAGGUGGGAAACAUGAACGCCCACAUGCGUAUCCACACAGGAGAGAAGCCUCACAGCUGUAACGACUGUGGUAAAAAAUUUAGAGAGAAAGCCGACCUUAUCAAGCACAUGGUAAUUCACACAGGUGAGAAACCCUACGGUUGCACCCUGUGCCAUAUUAAAUUCAGUGCCCACUCGAAUCUGACUCGCCACAUGAAGACUCACUCAGGCGAGAGGCCGUACAGUUGCACGGAUUGUGGGAAAAGAUUCAUCCGACGCUCCCAUCUAAUUAUUCAUACGAACACUCACACAGGAAAGAAUAUCUAGACUUCAGAAAUUACUUGCUCUUUUAUAUUUUUCUUAAAUGAAAAAGAUGAAACACAAAUGUCAUACUGAAAAGUUUCUUUGUGCUAUUGUGGAAGAAGACAUGAAGAAAGUUGUAAUACUGUAGGUGAUUUGGUAAUGCUUCAGUUGCACGAGUCCAAAGACCGGCAGUGACCUCUACCAACCACCGCUGGUCAGUAAGCGAAAAUGCAUAUCCCUGAAAGGUUUGCAAGUGGUUGCUGGCUGUUGCCAAAUAAAAUUGGCGGCAAAGAGAUGCAUGGUGCUGCACUAAAAAUAACUUAGUUACUUUGGUCGCUAGAGGACCAAACCAGAAAUGGAAAACAUUCACUUUUAAAGCAAAAGUUGUGCCGUGCAGCUGCAGCCAACAUGUUUCAGUGUUCCAGUUUGCACUUUUAGAGUACUUGGUGACUGCUGUUGACUUUACAAACAAAACAACUGCAAUGUUUUAUGCUUUUAUUAUGUAAUAAUUAUGUUUUAUUCCAGGCUUUC
This is a messenger RNA of Neolamprologus brichardi, 1615 nucleotides long. RefSeq lists its product as uncharacterized. The record is from RefSeq and is a predicted model, not a curated record. Gene Ontology annotation, cellular component: nucleus. Lineage: Eukaryota; Metazoa; Chordata; Actinopteri; Cichliformes; Cichlidae. Gene Ontology annotation, biological process: regulation of gene expression.